AAAAAAAAAGCCUGUUAUGUUGCAUUGCAGCUGACAUAUCAGGAAUGAUACAUGAACAGUCUCAGGAGUUCCUCUUAGGUAAGCAAUGCUGACAAAGGAUUUAGGCUUGAAAAAGCAGAACAUAACCCAGUGCUUCUAUAUGCACUUGCUUGAUUUAGUGGCUUCAAAGAGAACAUUAAACAUUUUAUCAUGUGUAACAUAACUUUCCAUAUAGAUAUUAAAUCUUAUUCAGAAGACAUUGUUUUUAAUGGGUUGUAUUUAACAGAAGCAACAGCUCAGCAAGCCUCAAGUAUCGCAGAUGGACCUUUUUGGCCUUAGAUCUGAUGGGUCAACCAGAGGUGGAUUUGUCAGAUUCACAAUUUGCAGUAGCAAACUCCGGAUUUAAGGUAUGCCUAGUGUGACUAACUCUGCUGUGAAAUCUAUCUUGGCUUUGAGUUAAAACAUGAAAUUCAGUUGCUUUAGAGAAUCAGUAAUCAUUUGGGAGCAUAUCUUUACGUUUUUAAGGGAAGCAUGAGCAAGUGAAGCAUUUAUAACACACGUGAGUGUCUCACCAUCAUGGAGUUUGAAUGCUACAACAAAGAGGAACUGUACACACAGGGCUUGUCUGCUUGGGCCCAGCCAUUUUAAAGCGGGUGCUACUGCUACGUUAGGAAUCUGUCCCUUAUUAAAUGAAUCCGCUCCCGUGGUAACAAACCCCCUGCUGCAUUUCAACUGCACUAACUACUUUGUAGGUUUUUUUGUAAGGCGCUGCCUGCCGCCGCCUCAUGGGAGCGGCUGUCACAAGCUGUGAGUGACAACGCGAACGAGGGAGAUUUCAAACCCUGCUGCGGGAGCGGAAACAUCUCCCCUGAAACACUCACGCCCCAGGCCCGCGGGGAAGGCAGCCGGCUGUAACCAGGCCCUGCCAACUGCCCCGCACCGAGCGCGCAGCCUUAGUGCAGGCAGCAGCAGCUGGAGCUGCCUGCCCAGAGCGCUGGCUCCAAGGGUGUGAGGCCGUCAGGAGCCCCCGCCCCGAGGGAGCACGGGGCAGUCUUGGGGAUCGCUGCCCGCAGGCUAUCCCAGAAAAAUCCCCCUGAGCGGCCUUGCGCGCCGAGCGCCCCCGGGGGCCCGAGCAGGCUGAGGGCCCCGCCGCCGAAAGCUCUCCGAGGAGCCCGCUCAUUGUUUCUCACACAAACCCAGGCAAACAGGAAGCCACCUCGGCAUGCCCCCCCCCUUAGCAGAAGAGCGACAGGCGGGGCGGCCAGUGAGAGUGGCGGUGCUGGCGCAGCGCAGCCAAUGGGAGCCUGCGAGAGCGGGUAGGCGGGAGUUCCGGACUGGCAGGCGGGCGGGCGGUGGUGGUGUCGGCCGGGCCCCCUCUCCCGCUGCAAGCCCCACCUUUCGGCUUUCCCGCACCGUCAAUCAAAAUAGGAAAAAAAACCCGGAGUGGGCUCGGGCCGCCGCCGCCGCUUCAGCCCGUGAGCACAAUAAGCAUGUCCCCGGCGGCAGCCGCCUAGCCCCAGCCGGCGGGGCCUGUGUGCGAGCCAGCCAGCCUGCCUCCCGCCCAGCCAGCCGCUCGCACUCACACCAUGACCGCUCCCGAGAAGCCCGUGAAACAAGAGGAAAUGGCUGCCUUAGACGUGGACAGCAGCAGCCACAGCGACUAUCUCCAGCACGGCAACGGCGCUGCCUCGGCCUCCGCCGGGGCGGCCGCCCCCCAGGACACUCAGCCGUCACCGCUCGCUCUGUUAGCGGCCACCUGCAGCAAGAUCGGCCCGCCGUCGCCGGAGGAGGAUGAGGCCGCCGCCGCCGCUCACUCUGCCGGAGCGACAGGGGAUUUGUCUUCUGUACAAUUAGCAGGAACUCCAAAUAGAUGGGAGGUUUUGUCUGCAGCUCCUACCACUAUAAAGGAUGAAGCUGGUAAUAUAGUACAGAUUCCAGGUGCUGCCACAGUAACUUCAAGUGGACAGUAUGUCCUUCCCAUUCAGAGUUUGCAAAAUCAACAAAUAUUUUCUGUUGCACCAGGAUCAGAUUCAUCAAAUGGUACAGUGUCUAACGUACAAUAUCAAGUAAUACCCCAGAUCCAGACGGCCGAUGGUCAGCAGGUUCAGCUUGGCUUUGCAACCUCUUCUGAUAAUGGUGGUAUAAAUCAAGAAACUGGUCAAAUUCAGAUCAUUCCUGGCUCUAAUCAAACCAUAAUUGCCUCUGGAACACCUUCAGCAAAUAUUCAGAAUCUCUUAUCACAGACUGGUCAAGUUCAGGUUCAGGGAGUUGCAAUUGGUGGUUCUUCCUUUCCUGGCCAAGCACAAGUAGUUGCUAAUGUCCCUCUUGGACUACCAGGAAAUAUUACUUUUGUACCCAUCAAUAGUGUUGAUCUAGAUUCUCUGGGACUCAACAGUGGUUCUCAAACCAUGACUGCAGGCAUUAAUGCAGAUGGACAUUUGAUAAAUACUGGACAGGCCAUGGAUAGUUCAGACACUUCUGAAAGGACUGGUGAACAAGUUUCUCCUGAAAUUACAGAAACUACCACUGAUAAUGACUUAUUUGUGCCAACAUCAUCUUCAUCACAACUGCCUGUUACCAUAGACAGUACAAGUAUAUUGGAACAAAAUGCAAACAGCUUGACCACAAAUAGUGGGCAAGUACACAGUUCUGACCUUCAGGGAAAUUACAUCCAGACAUCAGUCUCUGAUGACACACAGGCUCAGAAUAUUCAGGUCUCCACAGCACAGCCUAUUGUACAACACAUACAGCUUCAGGAGUCUCAGCAACCAACCAGUCAAGCCCAAAUUGUACAAGGUAUUGCGCAACAGACAAUCCAUGGUGUGCAAGCAAGUCAAGGUAUAUCGCAACAGGCUCUACAAAAUCUUCAGCUGCAGCUCAAUCCUGGAACUUUUUUAAUUCAGGCACAAACAGUGACCCCUUCUGGGCAGAUCACUUGGCAGACAUUUCAGGUGCAAGGUGUCCAAAACUUGCAAAACUUGCAGAUUCAGAAUGCACCUGGUCAACAAAUAACUCUAACACCUGUGCAGACUCUUACUCUUGGUCAAGUUGCAGCAGGUGGGGCCUUGACUUCAACUCCAGUUAGUCUGAGUACUGCUCAAUUGCCAAAUCUGCAGACAGUUACAGUAAACUCUAUAGAUUCUGCUGGUAUUCAGCUGCACCCAGGAGAAAAUGCUGACAGUCCUGCAGAUAUUAGGAUUAAAGAAGAGGAGCCUGAUCCAGAAGAGUGGCAGCUCAGUGGCGAUUCUACACUAAAUACCAAUGAUCUAUCACAUUUGAGAGUACAGGUGGUAGAUGAGGAAGGGGACCAAACACAUCAAGAAGGAAAAAGAUUGCGACGAGUUGCUUGCACCUGUCCCAACUGUAAAGAAGGUGGUGGGAGAGGCUCUAAUUUGGGAAAAAAGAAACAACACAUCUGUCACAUCCCAGGGUGUGGGAAAGUUUAUGGGAAGACUUCACAUUUGAGAGCUCAUCUCCGCUGGCAUUCUGGAGAGCGCCCAUUUGUUUGUACUUGGAUGUUCUGUGGUAAAAGGUUCACUCGCAGUGAUGAGUUACAGCGACACAGAAGAACACAUACAGGAGAGAAGAAGUUUGUCUGUCCGGAAUGUUCAAAACGCUUUAUGAGGAGUGACCACCUUGCCAAACACAUUAAAACACAUCAGAAUAAAAAAGGUAUUCACUCUAGCAGUACAGUGUUGGCAUCAGUAGAAGCAACACCUGAUGAUACUUUGAUUACUGCAGGAGGAACAACACUUAUCCUUGCAAAUAUUCAACAAGGUUCUGUUUCGGGAAUAGGGACUGUUAAUACAUCUGGCACCAGCAAUCAAGAUAUUCUUACCAACACUGAAAUACCUUUACAGCUUGUCACAGUUUCUGGAAAUGAGACAAUGGAAUAAAUAUUACACAAGAUACCUAUUAAUUGUGGUUAUUUUUAUACAGUAGUGAGAAAAAUAUUGUUCCUAAGUUCUUAGAUAUCUUUUUAUUGAUGUGCAAAAAUUUUUGGAUUGACAGUAACUUGGUUAUACAUGACACUGAAAUGCCUUACUUUGUAUGAUAUUCCAUAGUAUAUUAAAAUGGUAAAAUUGCAUGGGUUUUGUAGGUACUUUUGGAAUCUAGAAGAGAUGAAAUUUUACCAAGUUAUAUUAAAAAAUGAAUUUAAUGAUGGGAAUGGUAGUCUAACCAAAUGCAUCAAUCCUGUGUGGUUUAGUGUAAAAAUGAGAACAUGUUGGUAUUUAUCUAUUGUAAGAUAAAAAGAAGUUGAUGGGUGAAAAGAAAUCAUGUUAUGAUAAAAGAAAUUUUGUAAUUUUCUUGAUGACUGGAAUUUUUAUUAUGCAUAACUGACAAAUCAAGUUUCCAAGCAAAUGUUACAUAGUGUAGGCUUUACUUAGCUCAUCAGCUUGUCAUUUUGAAGCUAAUUAUUUUAAUUAGGUUAACUAUGUACAAUAUUUUAAGCAUUACUCUUGUAAGAUUUUGAAAACUACAUUUUAACAUGGAACUCUAGGGAUAGUCACCUUUUAAAUCCUGUUGAAAAGCCAUGUUUAAGAUUUAAUUUGCCAAAAUGAUGUCUUGUUAAUAUUCUUUCAAUAACCAAGUUGGGCAAUAUAACCAAUGUUUAAAAAAAAAAAAAAGUUUAAAAUGUUUAAAAAAAUGUAUAGGUUGAGGCAUUUGGGUGGUAAGGCAAAUGUUAUAGUGAAAUAUAUCCCUUUCCUUGAACACUGGAGGACCAAAAAUUAGGUGUAUUGCGUCUCAGCAGUGAUUUUUAUCAAAUCUUGUUUCCAAAAACAUCUGUCUGCCAGGGCCUUAAAAGCCAUCAUGUAAUUUACCAGUAAAAAUAUAACAUAUGCAAAUAUAACAGAAAAUCACUUCCAUAGUGACAAUACUCCCAACCAUAUGGAUAUUAGUCAUAGUGAACUAGGGGUUUUACAAGGUUUUUUUUAAUUUGUUGUUUAGCUUUUGGUUAGUCAAUCUGCAUUUAAAUAUCAACCAUCUUUCCUUUUUCGCUUCUUCCCUUAAAUUGUAUGUAUCCAGUACAUUUAACUGAUAAACAUAUAUGUUUUUUAUUAUGCUGAAUUUUCUUUUUAUUUUUAAUUACUGUUUAUAUUUUCAAUUAUAGAAAAAUGUACAAAAUAAAGUUACUUAGCCAGUCUGUAAGUUCUAUACCAUUUUCCAAAAAUGUACAACAAUAAUUACAGCAGUUCACCUAUUUACAAACAUUUGGAAAUCUGUUCAUUAUCCUUAAAACCACCUCAAAUUUAAAGGCUACCUUAUUGUACGUUUAAAGUGUAUUAUAACAGUGUGGUAGUUAAUAAAACACUAUUUUUUUUCUUUUGA
Molecule: messenger RNA, 5310 nt
Organism: Terrapene triunguis (Three-toed box turtle)
Lineage: Eukaryota; Metazoa; Chordata; Testudines; Emydidae
Gene: SP3
Product: Sp3 transcription factor
Exons: 7
Coding region: 1566-3875 (769 amino acids)
Biological process (GO): regulation of transcription by RNA polymerase II
Molecular function (GO): DNA-binding transcription factor activity, RNA polymerase II-specific; RNA polymerase II cis-regulatory region sequence-specific DNA binding
Source: RefSeq, a predicted model, not a curated record